Messenger RNA from Fusarium coffeatum, 567 nucleotides. RefSeq lists its product as uncharacterized. The coding region runs from base 1 to 567 and encodes 188 amino acids. Gene Ontology annotation, biological process: intracellular sphingolipid homeostasis; negative regulation of ceramide biosynthetic process; ceramide metabolic process. The transcript is spliced from 3 exons. The record is from RefSeq and is a predicted model, not a curated record. Gene Ontology annotation, cellular component: endoplasmic reticulum membrane. Lineage: Eukaryota; Fungi; Ascomycota; Sordariomycetes; Hypocreales; Nectriaceae.
AUGCCCGAGCGAAACACAGGAGGAGAAGGAGCUGCUGGAGCUCGAAGGAGGAGAUCUAGCAGUAUCCUCCAGGUCUACCAUGAGCCUCCUGAGACCCUCGAGCAAAUCAGUGAUCAGGCUUCUCUGCCUAAUCUCAACGCCAACUGGACAAACGCUAAAGGUGCCUGGACCAUUCAUCUUGUCCUGAUUCUCUGCGCCAAGAUUAUCUUUGACGCCAUUCCUGGUGUCUCGCAGGAGACGUCGUGGACCCUUACCAACAUGUCCUACAUGUUUGGCUCCUACAUCAUGUUCCACCAUGUCCGCGGCGUUCCUUUCGAUUUCAACAGCGGCGCCUUUGACAACCUCAACAUGUGGGAGCAAAUUGAUAACGGGGCACAAUACACACCUACCAAGAAAUUCCUUCUUAGUGUGCCAAUCGCACUGUUCCUUGUCAGCACUCACUACACACAUUACGACUUGACGUACUUUACCAUCAACCUUUUGGCUGUCUUGGGAGUCGUCAUCCCUAAGCUACCUUUUAGCCACCGAAUGCGGUUCGGACUAUUCUCAGGUGUCCCGGAGGAAUAG